Phragmites australis (common reed) is the source of this 4065-nucleotide messenger RNA. RefSeq names its product zinc finger protein BRUTUS-like. Gene Ontology annotation, molecular function: ubiquitin protein ligase activity; zinc ion binding. Gene Ontology annotation, biological process: protein ubiquitination; ubiquitin-dependent protein catabolic process. Gene Ontology annotation, cellular component: nucleus. Lineage: Eukaryota; Viridiplantae; Streptophyta; Magnoliopsida; Poales; Poaceae. The record is from RefSeq and is a predicted model, not a curated record. The transcript has 14 exons. The coding region runs from base 74 to 3763 and encodes 1229 amino acids.
AUUUCAACCGAGCCGAGUGGGCGAAACAGAGAGAGAACCGGGACGCGCACAUUUCAGCAGGCACCCGCGGAGGAUGGCGACGCCGAUGGCCGGGGAGGCGCCGAUCGCGCACUCGGUGGUGCCGCUCUCGCCCCCUCGUCCCCUAGCCGCGGGGGGGUCGGCGGCCGAGGCGCCGGUGCUGAUACUCGUCUACUUCCACAAGGCGAUCCGCGCGGAGCUGGAGGGGAUGCACGCCGCGGCCGUGCGGCUCGCGACGGAGCGCGCGGGGGACGUGGCGGCGCUCGAGGGGCGCUGCCGGUUCCUCUUCUCCGUCUACAGGCACCACUGCGACGCCGAGGACGCGGUUAUUUUUCCAGCACUUGAUAUUCGAGUGAAAAAUGUCGCAGGGACAUAUUCUCUUGAACACAAUGGCGAAAAUGAUUUCUUUGCACAUCUAUUCGUCCUGCUACAGCUAGAUGUGCAGAAUGAUGAUGAUAUUCGAAGGGAACUUGCAUCCUGUACUGGAGCACUUCAAACGUUUCUAACCCAACAUAUGUCCAAGGAAGAAGAACAGGUCUUCCCGUUGCUUAUCAAGAAAUUUUCACACGAAGAGCAAGCUGAUUUAGUAUGGCAGUUCUUAUGCAGCAUCCCCGUUAAUAUGAUGGCAGAGUUCCUUCCGUGGCUUUCAGCUUCUGUUUCACCUGAUGAGCACCGAGAUAUUCUUGACUGCUUGCGUAAAAUUGUUCCUGAAGAGAAACUUCUCCAAGAGAUUGUAUUCGCAUGGAUUGGAGGGAAAACAUUGAGAACAGUGGCACAAGAUUUCUGUGAUCCUAAAUCAAAAGGAAGUUUUAGAUGUCAGGAUACCUCUGAUGAAACAGAUAAACAUGCACGGUCACUUGAGCAUUCCAAAACUGGAAAGAGAAAGUGCACAGAAUCUAGUCAUAGCCAGCUUGUCACGCAUCCAAUUGAUGAGAUUCUGUAUUGGCACAAUGCUGUCCGGAGUGAACUGAGUGCUAUAGCAGAGGAGACAAGAAAUAUCCAGCAAUCUGGAGACUUCUCUGACAUAUCAGCCUUUAAUGUAAGGCUGCAAUUCAUUGCAGAUGUGUGCGUUUUCCACAGUAUUGCCGAGGAUCAAGUUAUAUUCCCAGCAGUCGAUGGUGAAUUGUCCUUUGUAAAGGAGCAUGCUGACGAAGAGCAGAGCUUUAAUAAAUUUAGAUGUUUAAUUCAACAAAUCCAAAUAGCAGGAGCAAGAUCAACUGCAGUGGAUUUUUACUCUGAGUUAUGUUCACAAGCUGAUCAGAUAAUGCAGAAAAUCGAGAGGCAAUUCAAUGAUGAGGAAACAAAGGUACUUCCUGAAGCUAGAAUAAAUUUCUCACAAGAGAAACAAAGGGAACUGUUAUAUAGGAGUCUCUGUGUCAUGCCAUUGAAGUUACUGGAACGUGUAUUACCAUGGUUUGCAGCGAAGCUUAAUGAUGCAGAGGUGGUAUAUUUUCUUCAGAAUAUGCAAUUGGCAGCACCUUCCUCUGAAACUGCAUUGGUCAGUCUUCUCUCUGGCUGGGCAUGCAAAGGUCGUUUGGAGGACACAUCCAACUCUGGAAAGUUUGUAUGCUUGAAAUCACGAGCAGUGAGCUGCGCAUUGGGUGGAGAAGAAUUAAAAAAAUGUCAGUCAUUCUGUCCAUGUUCUAUUGGUAGCAAGGGAGCCUUUUCUCUACUAUUGCAAUCAGAAAAUGGUUCCAGGCCAGCCAAGCGUUUAAGUCAUGCAGAAUCUAGUACCAAUAUUAAUAGACGUCAUUGCUCACAAAAUACUGACAUCGAAGCAUCUCCAUGUGCCAGCAGACCUUGUUACAUUCCUAGGUUAAGAGUAGAAAGUAGUGACCUCGGUGUUAGUUCAUUUGCCUCUGCAAAGGCCUUGCGCUCUCUGCCUUACAAUUCUGCACCUUCAUUAUAUUCAAGCCUUUUUUCAUGGGAGACAGAUGCAGAAUUUUCUGGCCCAGAUAACCUUUCUAGGCCAAUUGACACCAUAUUCAAAUUUCAUAAGGCAAUUCGCAAGGAUUUAGAAUAUUUAGAUGUUGAGUCUGGAAAGUUUAUCGAUGGGGAUGAAUCUAGUCUUCGCCAAUUCAUCGGACGGUUUCGUUUACUGUGGGGUCUUUAUAGAGCACACAGCAAUGCUGAAGAUGAGACUGUAUUUCCUGCUCUUGAAUCAAAAGAGACACUGCACAAUGUCAGCCACUCGUACACCCUUGACCACAAGCAGGGAGAAAAACUGUUUAAAGAUAUAUCCAGUGUUCUAUUUGAGCUUUCACAACUACAUGAUGAUUUGAGCCAUCCCUUUGAUGAAGUUGAUAAAGCUGGAACAAUUUUUAUUUGUUCAGAUAACAAGAUUGAUUGGACCAGAAAGCAUAAUGAACUUUUGACGAAGCUUCAAGGAAUGUGCAAGUCUAUCCGGGUCACCUUGUCUAAUCAUGUUCAUAGAGAAGAACUUGAGUUGUGGCCAUUGUUUGAUAAACACUUUUCUAUAGAGGAGCAGGAUAAGAUUAUCGGUCGUAUAAUUGGAACAACAGGCGCCGAGGUUCUGCAGUCAAUGUUACCUUGGGUUACAUCAGCACUUAGUCUAGAGGAACAAAAUAAAAUGCUGGAUACAUGGAGGCAAGCAACUAAGAAUACAAUGUUCGAUGAAUGGCUAAAUGAAUGGUGGAAGGGACCUUCAACUUCGUCUGGCCCUUCAAACAAGGCCUCUUCUCCUCCAGAAGAAAGUCAUUUUCAGGGGAAUCUUGAACAGAGUGACCAGAUGUUUAAGCCUGGUUGGAAGGACAUCUUCCGAAUGAACCAGAGUGAGCUGGAGGCUGAGAUACGAAAGGUUUCUCGAGAUUCUACUCUUGAUCCAAGGAGAAAGGCCUAUCUGAUCCAAAAUCUCAUGACCAGCCGCUGGAUAGCUUCUCAGCAGAAAUCACUGGAGUCAAGUGCAGAACAUAAUAAUAGAUGCACAGGAAUACCUGGAUGCAUUCCUUCAUAUCGAGAUCCAGAUAGACAAGUAUUUGGUUGUGAACAUUACAAACGAAACUGCAAGGUUGUUGCUGUAUGCUGCAAUAAGCUGUUCACAUGCAGAUUCUGUCAUGAUGAAGUCAGUGACCAUACAAUGGAAAGGAAAGCAACGAUGGAGAUGAUGUGCAUGCUAUGCCUGAAAGUUCAGCCGGUUGGUCCAAAUUGCCAAACCGCUUCUUGCAAUGGGCUAUCCAUGGCAAAGUAUUACUGUAGCAUAUGCAAGUUUUUUGAUGACGAAAGGACCGUCUACCAUUGUCCUUUCUGUAAUUUGUGUCGUCUUGGGGAAGGAUUGGGUACUGAUUUCUUCCAUUGCAUGAAGUGCAAUUGUUGCCUUAGCAUUAAAUUGAUAAAACACAAAUGCCGAGAAAAGAUGCUAGAGAUGAAUUGCCCAAUCUGUUGCAACUUCAUAUUUACAUCAAGUGCACCAGUUAGAGGUCUUCCUUGUGGCCAUUUCAUACAUUCAGCUUGUUUUCAGGCAUAUACUUGCACUCACUACACUUGUCCAAUCUGCUGCAAAUCCUUGGGAGAUAUGACGGUGUAUUUUGGCAUGCUUGAUGAUUUGCUGGCUGCGGAGCAGCUUCCUGAGGAAUACCGGGACCGGUGUCAGGACAUACUUUGUAACGACUGUGAGAGAAAAGGUAGAUCUCGAUUCCAUUGGCUGUAUCACAAAUGUGGCUUCUGUGGUUCGUAUAACACCAGAGUUAUCAAAACUGAUACGGUAGAGUGGUCUACAUCAAAUUAACCAGGCGAGAUCCCCCCCCCCCCCUCAAACCCCAUUCUGCCUUUUGUUUCUUCUAUUUUUUGAACUUUGCUUUUUCUUUUUUUGGUGCGAUUCAUUGUUGUAAAUAUUUUUUGGUGCGAUUUUUUGAAGUUUCGGGACAGAAACUUUGUGUUCGUAGCUGUGAUAGCUAUGCUACUCAGUUCAUAGCCAGAUUGUCCUGGGACACUGCCCGGUUCCAGCCUACGAUCGCUCCACCUGGAUCAGCGUUGGGGGCAUCGGCGGUGCCGGGUCGCGACCUAAGCGUCGAGUAGUGCACCAUUGCC